Zea mays is the source of this 1458-nucleotide messenger RNA. RefSeq lists its product as uncharacterized. The transcript is spliced from 7 exons. The record is from RefSeq and is marked validated. The coding region runs from base 127 to 1302 and encodes 391 amino acids. Gene Ontology annotation, biological process: glyoxal metabolic process. Lineage: Eukaryota; Viridiplantae; Streptophyta; Magnoliopsida; Poales; Poaceae. Gene Ontology annotation, cellular component: cytoplasm.
CGCAUCGUUCAUGUGAGUGUGACCACCGGCACGUCCCCUGCUGUAUUUUAAGGCCACCUACCUUAACCACCGUGCUGCACCACCUCCACUCCCCCGUCACUCCGGCGAGCGAGCAGGAGCAGACCGAUGGCGUCUCCCGCUGCCGUCAAGAAGGUGCUGGUGCCGAUCGCGGCGGGCUCGGAGCCCGCGGAGGCGUUCGUCCCCAUCGCCGUCCUCCGCCGCGCGGGCGCCGACGUCACCGUGGCGGCCGCCGGAGCCGGAACCGGCCUGCGCGUCCACGCUAUGUACGGGGUCACCGUCGUCGCGGACGCCAGCGUCGCCGACUGCGCCGACGCCUCCUACGACCUCGUCGUCCUCCCCGGCGGCGUCCCCGGCGCGGACAACCUGGGCGGCUGCGCGGCGCUGGAGGGCAUCGUGAGGCGCCACGCGCUCGGGGGCGGGCUCUGCGCCGCCAUCUGCGCCGCGCCGCCGCUGGCGCUGGCGCGCUGGGGCCUGCUCGACGGCGUCAAGGCAACGGCUCACCCGGAGUUCGUGGACAAGUUCCCGGCAGAGGUGGCCGGCGUGGACGCGAACGUGGUGGUCGACGGCAGGGUCGUGACGGGGCGUGGCCCCGCGGCGGCCAUGGAGUUCGCUCUCGCUCUCGUGGACCAGCUCUACGGCAAGGGCAAGGUCGACGAGAUCGCCAAACCCAUGAUGGUCAGGUACGAACCAGGGUACGCCUUCGAGGAACUGAACCCGGUUCAGUGGCGGUGCAGCGGCACGCCCAGGGUCCUGAUACCAGUGGCCAACGGCAGCGAGGAGAUGGAGGUGCUCGUGACCGUCGACGUGCUGCGCCGGGCCAAGGCGGACGUCGUGGUCGCGUCGGCCGAGGAGGUCGUCGUCGCGCGCCACGGCACCAGGAUCGUCGCCGACGCGCUGCUGCAGGACGCCGCCGGCCAGCAGUUCGACCUCAUCGUCGUACCGGGUGGCAUGCCGGGCGUGAAGACGACGCUGGCAGACAAGGUGGAGCUCAUGGCGCUGCUGAAGGAGCAUGCGGCGGCGGGCAGGGCGUACGGCGCCAUUGGCGCCGCCACGGCGCAGGUGCUGGAGCCGCACGGCCUCAUCGGGGGCAGCAUGAAGGCGACGACGUGCGCGUCCAGGGCGGACCGGCCCAGCGAGUGCGGGAGCAGGGUGGUGGUGGACGGGAACCUGGCCACGAGCGGGAGCACCGGGACGGCCAUGGAGUUCGCGCUGGCCGUCGUGGAGAAGCUGCUCGGCCCCGAGGCGGCGCGGGAGGUGGCGGAAGCCCUGCUCUUCGUCUGACCAUCACUGGACCAGCGACCACGUACGGAGUGUAGCUGUUGGGCCCUUUCGCGUGUACCGUCGUGUGCACCGGAUCGUGUUUGAUCCUUCCUCGCUUGAUAACGUCGGACCCAAAGUAAUUAUCUUCGUAAUAAAAACUCAAAAAGUAUCGUUAUC